Molecule: messenger RNA, 1179 nt
Organism: Microstroma glucosiphilum
Lineage: Eukaryota; Fungi; Basidiomycota; Exobasidiomycetes; Microstromatales; Microstromataceae
Exons: 2
Coding region: 1-1179 (392 amino acids)
Biological process (GO): regulation of transcription by RNA polymerase II
Molecular function (GO): DNA-binding transcription factor activity, RNA polymerase II-specific; RNA polymerase II cis-regulatory region sequence-specific DNA binding
Source: RefSeq, a predicted model, not a curated record
AUGAGUCUCUCCUCGGCACCAUUCCGACCUGCACCCAUGCGUCUGCCAAGCUUUGCCGAACUCAAUGAGCGCCUGAGUCUAUCAUCUGGAAAAGCAUCAUUUUACGACAGUCGAGACCGGCCCGUGCUGCCAUCACCUUCGGACCUCGAGCGACCCUCGGUGCAAAGCGCUCGCUACGCCGGCAAGUUCACAGCCCUCUCUGAGCCAUCCCCAGAGACACGGGAUGGUCACCCCUACGCAGCGAAGACCACCACGCCAUCAGCUACUGAGGAAGGUCGUGGACUUACUUCGGGCUGGUUGCCGAUUGACGACCCAGGCAGGAGCACUGGUACAAGCCAACAUAUCCGACGAGCAACGAACCCGACGUAUGACCAGCCAUCGCCUCAGUACAGCUGGUCGCCUCGUCAACAAUCUCCUCCGUGGAACUCGUCUCCCUCAUCUGCAGGGCCAACGCCAGUGUCCAGCUCGUCUGGCGCUCACGCCCGAUAUCACCCCUUCCGAAGAGCCCCUUCAUAUUCUCCGGAGCACAAUCAUCCACCUCAGAUGAAUGGCGCACAAUACCAGCAGUCCUACCCACAAUCGCCGUCGCUGCACUCUCCACCUUUGCUCCACCAUCAACACCACUCGCAUGCCAGCAUGAAGAAUGGUGCCGACGGUCUUGACGGCGGAUCUUCUGGUCAAGGCUCCUCGGCUAUCCCUCGUCGAAGAGGCAAGUUGCCCAAGGACGUCACCGAGCGACUCAAGACCUGGCUGAUGGAGCACGCUUCGCACCCAUACCCAAAUGAGGACGAGAAGAGGCGCCUAUGCAUGCAGACUGGUCUCAGUAUCAGUCAAGUCUCCAACUGGUUCAUCAAUGCCAGGAGAAGGAUCUUGGCGCCGCAAAUGAGCACAUCGGCUCCUGCUAGCGCGGGAGGUAUGAGUUCGCUAGCGGAGCGAGAGCGACACCUCCAAUACGGACAGCCUCAUCAGCACCACGAUCAGCACUACUCGAACCAGAGCAAGUAUCCCUAUCACCAUCAACAACACCCCCACGUGCACUCGUACGCAGGGCAAUACGCCAGUCCAGACCCGCGCCGUACAGUCACUAGCGGUAUCGUUGGAAGAAGAGGCUCAGACGGGCUCGUAGAGGAUAGGAGCCCCAUCCUCACCCAUUCCGAAGACGAGUAUCGAAGACGAUGA